UGUGUCACUAGUACUACAUUAUACUUCUUGGAAAAACAUGGUAGGUGAUAUAUAAUUAUAUAUAUAUAUAUAAUAUCGCCUGUGAGUGUAGCCCCCAGAGUCUAUAUUCAAUUGAAGCCGUACAAACACACACACAAACGACGGAACAAGUGUGUUUGUUCCGUCGAAUGUAAAUGGAUCGCCAACUCAGGACGUCUGACUCGGCGGUGACUCUGGCGGUGCUUGAUGAUGCCACUCCCAAUCAUCACUUUCAACGGCGUCACCUCACUAUUCCAUCCACUCAGAUGAAGGAAACGAGUAGAUGGGAAAAUCUGAAACUUGCUUACAAGACAUUGGGAGUUGUUUUUGGAGGGCUUGUGACUUCCCCACUUUAUGUUUACCCUUCAAUGCCUUUGGAGAUAUUGAAAUCUCCAACUGAAGAUGACUACUUGGGAAUCUAUAGCAUCAUGUUCUGGACUCUCACUCUUAUUGGUGUUGUUAAGUAUGCUUCCAUAGCUCUCAAAGCCGAUGACCAGGGUGAAGGUGGAACAUUUGCCUUAUAUUCAUUACUUUGUAGGAAUAUGAAUAUUGGAGUUUUUUCUUCCAAGCGCGUAGAUUCAAGUUCAAGCCUUUCCCAUGCUAACUUGUAUGAAGGUUCUGAAAAGCAGAGUAGGCUCGCCAAUUUUUUUGAAAAAAGUGUGGUUGCUAGAAGAGUGUUGCUUUUUAUUGCAAUGCUAGGCAUGUGCAUGCUAAUUGGUGAUGGUAUACUUACUCCAGCAAUAUCAGUUUUAUCAGCUAUGGAUGGCAUCAGAGCACCUUUUCCUUCUGUCAGUAAAUCUUUGGUUGAAACCCUCUCUGCAAUCACUCUUAUUGUUCUGUUCCUGCUGCAAAAAUUUGGUACCUCACGAGUGAGUUUCCUUUUCUCACCCAUCAUGGGUGCAUGGACCUUCACUACACCGCUUUUAGGGAUUUAUAGCAUUAUCUGUCAUUACCCAAGCAUAUUCAAGGCAUUAUCACCGCACUACAUUAUCCAAUUCUUUUUGAGAAAUGGAAAGGAAGGCUGGCUGUUGCUUGGUGGUACCAUCCUUUGUAUCACCGGUUCUGAAGCAUUGUUUGCUGAUCUUGGUCAUUUCAACAGGAGUUCCAUUCAGAUAGCCUUUUUAUUCACGAUUUAUCCAUCACUGGUUCUGACAUAUGCGGGGCAGACAGCAUACCUGAUCAAGAACCCAAACGAUCAUCAUGAUGGGUUUUACAAGUUUGUACCAACUACAAUAUACUGGCCAAUGUUUGUCAUAGCCACACUGGCAGCAAUUGUUGCGAGUCAGUCACUUAUAUCGGCCACCUUCUCUGUUAUCAAGCAAUCUGUUGUACUAGAUUAUUUUCCUAGGGUCAAGGUAGUGCACACAUCCUCCAGCAAAGAAGGCGAGGUAUACUCCCCAGAAAUCAAUUACAUACUCAUGAUACUUUGUGUUGCUGUCAUACUUAUUUUCGGAGACGGGAACGAUAUCGGAAAUGCCUUUGGUGUUGUUGUUAGUCUGGUCAUGCUCAUAACCACUAUACUGCUGACACUGGUCAUGAUAAUGAUUUGGAGAACUCCACCAAUGCUGGUUGCCCUUUACUUCUUUAUAUUCUUUGUGAUGGAGGGCGUCUAUGUAAGUGCUGUUUGCACCAAAAUUCCAGAAGGUGGCUGGAUUCCAUUUGCCAUUUCUUUUAUCCUUGCAUUCAUUAUGUUUGGAUGGUUUUAUGGGAGGCAGAGAAAGUUAGAGUAUGAGUUAACCCACAAGAUAGACUUGGAAAGACUUGGAAUGUUGCUGGCUAAUCCGGUUGUCCAAAGAGUCCCUGGAAUUUGUUUUUUCUACACCAACAUCCAAGAUGGGCUAACACCAAUUCUUGGACAUUAUAUAAAGAACAUGAAAUCUCUUCACAAGGUAACUAUUUUCACGACUCUGCGCUACUUGUUGGUUCCGAAAGUUGCCCCGCACGAGAGGAUCAUUGUCAACAAACUGGGCCUCAAAGGGGUUUAUGGGUGUGUGAUUCAGUAUGGCUAUGCAGAUUCUCUUAAUCUUGAAGGAGAUGACCUUGUAAGUCAAGUCACUGAUAGCUUGCAAGCUUAUAUACAGAAAAGCUCUGGCUUUGUACCAUCAAUUCCUCCAGAGAUUGAAGGAGAGAUUUCUGAUCUGGAAGAGGCAAAGCUUGCUGGUGUGGUUCACAUUCGGGGGAAGACAAGGUUUCACAUAGGAAAGAGCUGUAGCUGGUUUGACAGAUUCAUGCUUGCAUUCUAUGAGGUUAUGCACGGUAAUUGUAGAUCUGCGCUGCCUACUAUGAGCGUGCCACUACCACAGCGUAUUGAGGUUGGAAUGCUUUAUGAGGCUUGAAAGGAUGAGAUAAAGUGAGCUAUAUCUCUUGUCUGCCAUUGGAAUUUCCGCCAGGUAAAUUAGCAAGGGAGGCAUUUACUAGAGGCUUCAUGCAAGAAAGUUUUGGCAAAAACCAAUUAGCCAUCACACAUUUUUCUGAUAAUUCCUUCCAACAGCCAGAACAAGCAGAUUCCUAGAAAGGGUUAGAAAUAAGAUGUAUAUUUAGGGUAAAAGGCAAUGUAAUGUUUCAGCUUUAGGCAUAGACUGUUAGAACACGUUAAGUUUUUUUUUUUUUUUUUUUAUGCAUAUUUUCCAUUUUGAGUGGAGACUGGAGAGUAAAUGUACCACCAAUGUCUUACGCUAACAAGAGUAGAGUACAAUGGUGUCUUCAAUUUAAGGGAGAAAGUAUCAGCCUUGAUGUCUUGUUAAGUUGGCCGAAAAGUUCUUAAAUCAUUCAUCUAUAGAAAUCGUUGCAUUUGGAAAAACUGGUGAAAUUUCUUACAUGGAUGCCCUUCAUAUUUGCCAAAA
Cornus florida is the source of this 2861-nucleotide messenger RNA. RefSeq names its product probable potassium transporter 17. Gene Ontology annotation, molecular function: potassium ion transmembrane transporter activity. The record is from RefSeq and is a predicted model, not a curated record. Bases 174 to 2354 code for a protein of 726 amino acids. Gene Ontology annotation, cellular component: membrane. The transcript is spliced from 8 exons. Gene Ontology annotation, biological process: potassium ion transmembrane transport. NCBI's taxonomy places the organism in Eukaryota, Viridiplantae, Streptophyta, Magnoliopsida, Cornales, Cornaceae.